CUGUUCCGCGGUGCUUUUCCCCAGCCAUCACGAGACCUCCCCCAAAAAAACCAAGCAAACGCCACAGCCACUCCACCAGACCACCACCACCACCACCACCCCACCCAGCUGGUGCGCCUCCAAGAAUUCCUCCUCCUCUUCCUCGGAUUCCUUCCCCCUCUUCGGCGGCGGGCUCCCCCACCGGCACCGGCGUCCCCGCUCCCGGCGUCGCCAUUGGCCUCCUCCCUCGUCUCUGCUCGACGGAAUAUGAAGUUAAGGCCAAAAAGACCUGGAUGGAAGUCACUUAUGCCUCUGCAGUUGAGCAGGAAAUCUGCACUGCGUUUCUUUUUGUUUCCCAAGGUUCAGGCUGCGGGUCAAUCUCCAGAUGACACACCAGUUUAUCUUAAUGUGUAUGAUUUAACACCCAUGAAUGGCUAUGUAUAUUGGGCAGGCCUUGGUAUAUUUCACUCCGGAAUUGAAGUUCAUGGUGUUGAAUAUGCAUUUGGAGCACAUGACUACCCCUCAAGUGGAGUAUUUGAAGUAGAGCCUCGUCAAUGCCCUGGUUUCAGAUUCAGGAAAUCGAUAUUUCUCGGUACAACAUGCUUAGAUCCCAUUCAAGUUAGGCAAUUCAUGGAGCUACAGUCAGUGAACUACAAUGGAGAUACUUACCACCUUAUCACAAAGAACUGCAACCACUUUUGCAAGGACAUGUGUUACAAAUUGACUGGUAACAAAAUUCCAAAAUGGGUAAAUCGCCUCGCCAGAAUAGGUGCCAUUUGCAACUGCCUUCUGCCAGAAUCACUCAAGAUAUCCCCAGUCGGCCAUGAUCCAAACAGUCGACCUGAAGAUUGUGAGAAAAGGCGGCUGAGGAACCCGUUGAGCUGCUUCUCUUCGAUCUCGAGCCAGAGGCAGCUGCCCCCAUCUUCCCCGUUCCCGACAUCACCUGUGAAAGAGCCUCUUGCGUACAGUUCAUCAAGGAAAUCCAGCGCUCCAUCACUGAGGAAUAGGUAGCCUGGCCUCCCUUGUGUAACUUUUGAUACCAAGUUAGGCUAAUUUGGUCAGUGGCAACAUCUGGAGGGCACUACCCUGCAUGCUGCCGCAACUGUCAGCUAAUUCUUUUUGCUCGGUAUCAGUCAAAAUGCUUGGUGGUGUUGUUGUAUCAUGUAAGUGGAACUAAUGCGAGUGAGUCACCUGGAGAGGUGUCUCUGUGUGGGUGAGAGUGAAUGCCUCUCAAUUCUACCCACCCCCUGUACUGAUCAUGAGACACGAACCGGGAUGUAUUUUGUAUAUUAUUAAUCCACUAUUCUUUCAGCUGUUGUAGCUGCCUGACC
This is a messenger RNA of Oryza sativa Japonica Group (Japanese rice), 1310 nucleotides long. The record is from RefSeq and is a predicted model, not a curated record. Lineage: Eukaryota; Viridiplantae; Streptophyta; Magnoliopsida; Poales; Poaceae.